CAAAAUUACCUUAGCGGGUAAUUUCCCAUAGUUCUGUGCGUGGCUCUCGCGCUUUUAAGAGGUGUAUGUGUGUGUUGCUAAUUCUGAAACGUCUCAUAUCACAAAGAUGUAUCGUCCUAAACCGACUCUGAAAGACAGACAGCACUUGUAUAACCUGAUCAUCAGCCAGCUGCUUUAUGACGGCUACACCAACAUCGCCAACAGCCUCAUAAGCGAAGUGAAGCCGCCGAGUGUGGUGUCUCCAUCUGAGCAGCUUAUGCAGCUCGCCAAGAUCGGAAUGGAGAAUGAUGACAGCGCAGUGCAGUAUGCUAUCGGACGCUCAGACACGGUGGCUCCCGGUGUGGGCAUCGACCUGGAGUUCGAUGCUGACGUGCAGACCAUGUCUCCGGAGGCCUCGGAGUACGAGACGUGUUAUGUGACCUCACACAAAGGGCCGUGUCGCGUGGCCACGUACAGCCGAGACGGACAGCUCAUUGCCACCGGCUCUGCAGACGCCUCCAUUAAAAUCCUGGACACAGAACGUAUGCUGGCCAAGAGCGCAAUGCCCCUGGAGGUGAUGAUGAACGAGACAGCACAGCAGAACAUGGAGAAUCACCCGGUUAUCCGAACCCUGUAUGACCAUGUUGAUGAGGUCACAUGCCUGGCCUUCCACCCCACCGAGCAGAUCCUGGCCUCGGGAUCCCGCGAUUACACACUCAAACUGUUUGACUACUCCAAGCCCUCAGCAAAGAGAGCUUUCAAACACAUCCAGGAAGCAGAAAUGCUGCGCUCCAUCUCCUUCCACCCAUCAGGAGAUUACUUGCUGGUGGGCACACAGCAUCCGACACUGCGCCUUUACGACGUCAAUACAUUCCAGUGUUUUGUGUCUUGCAACCCUCUGGAUCAGCACACGGAUGCCAUCUGCAGCGUGAGCUACAACCCAGGAGCCAACACCUAUGUCACGUGCAGCAAGGACGGCAGCAUCAAGCUGUGGGACGGCGUCUCCAACCGAUGCGUGUCCACAUUCGAUAAGGCACAUGAUGGGGCUGAGGUCUGCUCGGCAGUCUUCUCCAAAAACUCAAAGUACAUUCUUUCCAGUGGCAAGGACUCUGUGGCCAAGCUGUGGGAGAUCUCCACUGGUCGCACACUGGUCAAGUACACCGGAGCAGGACUGAGUGGCCGUCAGACACACCGCACGCAGGGUGUCUUUAACCACACUGAGGACUAUGUGCUGUUGCCAGAUGAGCGAACGGUCAGUCUGUGCUGUUGGGACUCGCGCACAGCCGAGCGGAAGAACCUGCUCUCACUCGGCCAUAAUAAUAUUGUGCGUUGCAUCGUGCACUCUCCCACUAACCCGGGUUUCAUGACGUGCAGCGAUGACUUCCGCGCGCGCUUCUGGUACCGCCGGACCACCACCGACUGAGCCGCCGUUGGGCUGCACAUGAGUUUCAGGUCUAUGUGUAGAAAAUGCUUAGAUGUACUGUAAGUGGUUGAGCAGAUAAUGUGGUCUCAGAGGUGUCAGAACUGUAGUUGUUGUGUCUGAACUGCACCUCUAGAGAGCACUAUUGUUCUCCGAGGAACUUGCAGCGGAACUCUUGCAUUUUUAAGCUGUCCGUGUCCGAUAUCUGAGCUUUAAUGAAGUUGUUAUCUGUGUGAUAUGACAUGAGUUCUUUGUGAGGGAUGAGUGAAUUUGUCACUUUUUCAGUUCGUUUGAUACAUUUGAUUUUUUUUUUUUUUUUUAUAAAAGAAAAAUUGUCCAUUGUAAAUUAAACCUCUAGUGAAGCAAAUCAAUCAAAAGGGGAUUAAAGAAUUUUGAAAACAUAA
Molecule: messenger RNA, 1803 nt
Organism: Ictalurus punctatus (channel catfish)
Lineage: Eukaryota; Metazoa; Chordata; Actinopteri; Siluriformes; Ictaluridae
Gene: cstf1
Product: cleavage stimulation factor, 3' pre-RNA, subunit 1
Exons: 6
Coding region: 107-1402 (431 amino acids)
Biological process (GO): mRNA 3'-end processing
Cellular component (GO): mRNA cleavage stimulating factor complex
Molecular function (GO): RNA binding; protein binding
Source: RefSeq, a predicted model, not a curated record